Coturnix japonica (Japanese quail) is the source of this 4605-nucleotide messenger RNA. It is a transcript of the gene LMOD2, whose product is annotated as leiomodin 2. Gene Ontology annotation, cellular component: striated muscle thin filament; cytoskeleton; myofibril. Gene Ontology annotation, molecular function: tropomyosin binding; actin binding. Lineage: Eukaryota; Metazoa; Chordata; Aves; Galliformes; Phasianidae. The record is from RefSeq and is a predicted model, not a curated record. Gene Ontology annotation, biological process: pointed-end actin filament capping; muscle contraction; myofibril assembly.
GGACCUGCAAACACCAGUGGAGGGACAUUCUUUCUGUUCAGAUGUCUGGCUGACGUCUGAUGCUUAAAACGGAGCAUGCUUUCAUCCCUCCGCGCAUUGUCGCAAGCUCCCGGUGGUUACUCUUAAAAGGGUGCCUCAGCUACACAGGGAAACAGUUGCUGACCAAACAGGACAGGGUGUGCUCAAUCCAGCCCUUGUGAAUGCCUGAUCCUUCCAGUUCCAUACCAGCCUGACCCAUCGGGACCAUGUCUACCUUUGGCUACAGAAGAGAGCUUAGCAAAUAUGAGGACAUUGAUGAGGAUGAGCUCCUCGCUUCUCUCACAGAAGAGGAGCUGAAGGAGCUGGAGCGGGAACUGGAGGACAUUGAGCCCGACCGCAACCUCCCUGUAGGACAACGGCAAAAGAGUCUGACAGAGAAAACACCCACCGGGACUUUCAGCAGGGAAGCGCUGAUGGCCUACUGGGAGCGGGAGACCAAAAAGCUCUUGGAGAAAGAGAGGCUGGGCGCGUGUGAGAAGGAUUCCGAGCAAGAAGAAGACAAUUCAGAAGACAUUCAAGAAGAGUGUUUCACAGAAAGCAAUAGUGAAGUAUCUGAGGAGGCAUAUACUGAAGAGGAUGAUGAAGAGGAAGAAGAGGAGGAGGAAGAGGAAGAUGAAGAUGACAGUGAUGAAGAUGACGAGGAAACACAAAAUUCUGCAGCUAGUGAAAGACCAGUGAAUUGUGAGGGUGGCAGGAGUUCUGGCCACGCUAGACACAAGAAGUGUAGCAGUGCAAAGAACAGUGAAAACUUGUUCAAUGGCCAUGAUGGGAAAGACACUGAAAAUCUGAGCUUUAAAAGCAGUGCCAUCCACCCAUGUGGAAAUCCAACAGUUAUCGAGGACGCUCUGGAAAAAGUUCGGAGCAAUGACCCUGAGACCACAGAGGUUAAUCUAAAUAACAUUGAAAAUAUUACUUCGCAGAUGCUUAUACAAUUUUCUCAAGCCCUGAGGGACAAUACUGUAGUUAAGUCAUUCAGCUUGGCUAACACACAUGCUGAUGACAACGUCGCAAUAGCCAUUGCUGGUAUGUUAAAAGUAAAUCAGCAUAUCACUAGUCUGAAUAUUGAGUCAAAUUUUAUCACAGGCAAAGGAGUAUUGGCCAUCAUGAGAGCUUUGCAGCAUAACAAGGUUCUAACAGAGUUACGGUUCCACAACCAAAGGCAUAUCAUGGGCAGCCAGGUGGAAAUGGACAUAGUUAAACUGUUAAAAGAGAACACUACUCUGGUCAAGCUGGGGUACCACUUUGACCUUGCUGGCCCAAGAAUGAGCAUGACAAGCAUCUUGACAAGAAAUAUGGAUAAACAAAGGCAAAAGCGCAUGCAGGAGCAACGACAACAAGAGUAUGGUUGUGAUGGAGCUAUCAACCCAAAGACCAAAACCUUGCAAAAAGGCACUCCUCGUUCCUCACCCUACACGUCACCUAAGAGCUCACCUUGGUCCUCUCCAAAGCUCCCUAGGAAAUCAGCACCAGCAAAAAGUCAACCUCCAGCACCCGCAACCCCUCCUCCCCCUCCGCCUCCACCUCCACCUCCACCCCCUCCUCCUCCUCCUCCUGUCAUCCCAGACAAGAAAGCACCAACCAGGAACAUAGCUGAGGUUAUCAAACAGCAAGAAAGUUCAAAAAGAGCCUUACAGAAUGGACAGAAAAAGAAAAAAGGCAAAAAAAGCAAAAAGCAUGAGAACAGUAUACUGAAAGAAAUUAAAGAUUCUCUGAAAUCCAUCCCAGACAGAAGAUCAGAAGAAGGUUCACGGCCCUCCACCCGACCCUCCACCCCACAAAGGUCCCUCCAUGACAACCUCAUGGAAGCAAUUCGAGCAAGCAGCAUAAAACAACUACGGCGGGUGAUGGAGCACCAUAUGACAAGCACACAGCACAGCUCUGAGAGAUACGGUGUCGCCUCCCAGUUUAGCACUAGCCAGGAGUGGAGAGAUGCCAAGUUGUGCUCCUGCUGAGUUUCAGCUCACUUGGUGCAAACACCCUGUAGUUGUGCAUCCCCUGGGGCCUGGGACCUGAGGCCUGCUGCUGAGCUUACAUCAUUCUUUACACCCUUCCCUUCAGUCACAGGAAGAAAAACAACCUCCUUUGAAGGCUCGACUGCCUUUUGUUUGGCCUAUUUGGUAAGUGUAUCAGCUCCUACACGUUCCUAUGCUUUCAUCGAGGCUGAGUGCCUCAAUGAAGAGGCCCUGGGAUGCAGGAAGUUCCUCGAAUGAAUCUGAAGUAUUGCCUGUCCACUCCCUGUCAAAGACGAGACAGAGAAAUCAUACACACAAAAAUCUCUCCAAAUGAACUGGUCAGCAAUGGAAGAGCUACAAAUGACAACCAAGUCCUUGCUGUCACCAAAGAGGUGAAGAGGAAGGCAAAUACAGCAGAUUAGAGUGUCUUUAGGAACAGCCCACAUGCUCUUCAAAAUUGAUUUGUCUCAUUGUGAAAGGCCGAAAUGGCCACCCCCAUGAAAAGCAGAAAUAAUUAGCUUUCUGAUGAAGAAAUAAAGCAAAACCUGCCUCCCCUGUUUACACUGAGCUGAAUCUCUCCUGUGAGUGUCGCCCAAAUACAGGCUGGUGAGGGAGGGCGGGCCCUACAGACCAUUGAGGCUACACUCUGUGGUUGAGGCUGGCCCUGAGUCCUCCUGCUGCCCAGCUGCUCUGCACCAUGUGACACAGAGAAGCCUCACCUGGCUGCUGACAUAGCAAUGCAUCAGAAAAAAAUCAGAGAUUAAUUUUUACCUGUAAAUGCAGACUUUUUAGUUAGUGCUUUAUCACCUGGGGAAGUGCCCGAGCCUAUAGAAGGAAAAGAAACCUGAAAAAGUCCAAGAGAUUCUGUUUCUAUGUCUUCUGAAAUUAUAUGCCCUCCUGCUGAGUCCCUUGUUAAAAGUUUUAUAGAGCGACCUGUGUUCCCCUGCAGCUGGGGACUCAGUAGGGGUAGAUGUGCUGGUCCAGCAACACACUCUGAUCACCCCUUUGGCCCCAUGGAGGUUGCUCCUUCCCACUGAGCAGGGCAGAUGGGAAGUAGAGCUCCAUCUGGGUAACGCCACCUACAUUGCUGGAGCCUGAGUCUGUGCUACGUGCAGAUGGGAAGCCAGAGGAGCUUAUGAACACAAUUCUAGCAAGAUUUUAUGAAGGACGGAUGACCCGGGAGGUCCCUGGAUGGUCUGGGAGGAUGCAGGGCGAAGGGGAGCAGGAGGUUAUUGCCGAGGACCCUCCUUCACCUGCACACCAUCCACCUCAGCAUAGAAGAGAAGCUGUGAGUAUUCAAAACUCCCACCCCCCAACUCAUAUGGUUUCCUCAGAAGUUCAUCAGAUAGAUGAAAGUAAUGAUUAAUGUAGACCACCUCCCUAGUCAAAAGAGAAAUGACUCCUAACUACCUUAAAGUACCUGCAGUUGGUGGAUGUAAUGGGAGAAGUAGAUCCAAGAACUAUUCCUGGGUGUAAGCCUAAGUGAAACAUCAUCUGGGAGAGUGUGUACAAUUCUGGUAACUAACAGUCAUGACAAAUUGUUUUGAAUUGGAAGCGAGACAGAAAAUGGCUGGGAUAAUUGGGAAGCUGAAGAAGCUGUCCAAUGAGAAGAAAUAGGAACAGGUGGUGGGAUCAGUCUAGCCAAACAAAGGCUCAAAAGGAUUUCAGCUCAUGUCUAUAAAUACUGCAAAGGGGAAAGAGCUAUUCAGCCACAGGACGCUGUUAGCAGUAGAAAAACAAUAGGUAUAAACUGUGUGUGGCUACAUUUGGAUUAGAAAUCAGAAGAAAUUUCUCAACGGAACAUGAGAGUUGUUAAAAGAACUUUCUCAUUAAGAAAAGAAUGGGCAAAUUUGAUGUUAAGAUAAUGCAGGAAGCUCAUAAAAAGGGCGGUAUGGUACGGUACUUUCAGUAGCAGAAGUUUGAAGCUGGUGACAACAGAAGGUCCUGCCAUUGUUAUUUUAACGCAAGUAAAUGUGAUAACUCCACAAGAUCUGCAAAUUGUGAUAGUAUGAAAAGUUGUAAAAAGCUCCUACAAUUUGCAGUAAGACUUCUUAUCUUCAAAUCUGCAAGUCAGCUGCAACUUUAUAAAAAGCUUAUGACAUGGAAGCCCAAGUCUUUCACUAGAUGCUGGCCUAAUACCAUCUACACUUGAUACCGACAGGAACCGAGUACAAGAGAGAACAAAAUGUAGUUCACAUAUUGUUAAGUCCAGCUAUUUUUUUCUGAUGGGCCUCUGUUUUCAAAACCCCGCAGUUAAGACAAAAUUUAUUUUUAGGUGCAUUCUUCUGAUGUUACGAGUUGAACAACCAGCGCAAUGUCUUCAUUCUGAACUUCCAGUUCUUGACUAGGCCCUUGACUCUGGUGGCUUACACAUGAGCAGGAAACCUGCAACCAAGAGACCGUGACAGGGAGGAUGAAACCUUGCACUGAAAUUCAGAGGUGAAGCAGUGAACAGAAGCUAAUGCACAGCAAACCCCACAGGUAGAGGUCUUACUUUAUCGUGAUGGGGGUGGCAAACACCAACCAGCGGCUGUGUGUAACGACUCAGUGUGAAAAGGAUGGAUGGUCCAGAAGAAAAAUAGAAAUAUAGAAUUCUUUCUUUAUUGAAACCAUG